Molecule: messenger RNA, 827 nt
Organism: Ostrea edulis (European flat oyster)
Lineage: Eukaryota; Metazoa; Mollusca; Bivalvia; Ostreida; Ostreidae
Product: bolA-like protein 2
Exons: 4
Coding region: 42-305 (87 amino acids)
Biological process (GO): intracellular iron ion homeostasis
Cellular component (GO): nucleus; cytosol
Molecular function (GO): 2 iron, 2 sulfur cluster binding
Source: RefSeq, a predicted model, not a curated record
GCGCCUGAUUCCAAAGUUUCGGUUUCAUUCGGAAGAAGAAAAUGUCGAGCACGGAGCACAUUGAACAGAAAUUGAAAUCUUCACCAGAAUUGGCUGACGUAACUCAUCUGGAGGUGAUGGACAUGUCAGAUGGGUGUGGUGCCAAAUUUCAGACGGUGAUUGUCUCCUCCAAAUUUGAAGGGCUUCCACUUUUACAAAGACACAGAUUAGUGAAUAAAGUUUUAGAGGAAGAUUUAAAAGUCAUCCAUGCUUUCCAAAUGAAGACCUUAACUCCUGAACAAUGGGAGAAGACAAAGACUUCCUGAUUGUGUUAUGAUUGUGUAGUAAUGUAGAUGAAUGUUACAGAUGUCGCUGGGAAGUCAUGAACAGUACCUGGGUGCUUCCUUUUAAGUGUGCACCAGCAGAAGCAAUUGUAUACACAUUUAUUUUUUUCAAAGAGAUAGAUACAUGUCUUAAAAUGGUUUUAAGUACAUGCAGUUUCAUAAUCAGUGAGUUAGUUUCGUAUUCUGCAAGUUUCGUAUUCUAUUCUUAUCCUUACAAAUUUAUUCGUAGCAGUACAAUGUGAAUUUUAAUUAAUGUUAACUUCUUGGAGGUUCUAAUCACAGGGCAAAAGAUGGCCAACUCUAAGCAUUAUGUUAUACAUCAGGUAUGAACUAAGAUUUUAAUUCCAUAUAAAGGGAAAUUAUUAUCUCUGAUACAUAAAGAUAUAAUUAUUUGUAAUUUUGAUAGAAUAUUUUGUUUUUUAAUAUUUUUGUGAUAUAUGGAAUCAUACUGUGCUAUUGUUUUGUAAAUCUUGGCUCUAUAAAUACAACACAUUUACAACCAAA